This is a messenger RNA of Onychostoma macrolepis, 1418 nucleotides long. RefSeq names its product tachykinin precursor 3a (gene tac3a). NCBI's taxonomy places the organism in Eukaryota, Metazoa, Chordata, Actinopteri, Cypriniformes, Cyprinidae. The record is from RefSeq and is a predicted model, not a curated record. The transcript is spliced from 7 exons. Bases 18 to 554 code for a protein of 178 amino acids. Gene Ontology annotation, biological process: tachykinin receptor signaling pathway; positive regulation of blood pressure.
UGAUUGGACUUACGCACAUGUUGCUAUCAUUUAACAAUCAGACAGGAGAGAAUCCCUGUCUGUGUCUCUUGUCUGAGAGUCCAUCACAAAAGGAUUUAACUCCUCGACCACAAACUGUAACUCAGCUGUUUCCACUUAGCAUUAUCCUCAGCUCAGACUUAUCUGUAAAGAUGUACCGUGGGCUAGUGUUACUGUUUUUGGUUUUGGUGCUGGAAACCCGAUGGAGUGAGUCGAGCUGUCAGCAGUCAGAGUCUCAAAGAGCAGUUUCAGGCGAGAGUCCGAGUUUUCGGCUGUCGGCUCAUAACUUGCUGAAGAGGUAUAAUGACAUAGAUUAUGACAGUUUCGUCGGAUUAAUGGGGCGCAGGAACGCCGACACAGAUGAUAUACCACCUCAGCGUAAAAGGGAAAUGCAUGAUAUCUUUGUUGGACUCAUGGGGCGAAGGAGCGCUGACCCUGAAACUGGGCGUCCAUGGAGGAAAGAGUAUCCAGAAACAGGCUCAAGCGGAGGCAUCUUCUUCAACAAAUGCAAACUGAGGUUUCGUCGUGGGUUAUAGGCAAAUGAAUUGUUUCAUAUCCAGUGAAUUUGUCUAUUCCCACCCUGUCAUGACAGCUUCUUUUCAAGACAUUUCUUUGGAGCAACAACAAAAAGUCAUAAUUUAUUUUAAAAAAGUAAUAGAGCAAGAGAAAAUAUUUAUAUAAGAUGAAUCAAAUAAACAUGAUUUCCUAUGAUGUGAUUUGUUUUAUUGUACUGCAAAUUAUACAUUAACCUAGAUCGCCACAUUUACAUAUCCACUUACAUCCCUGCAUUUCAAUAUAUUCAUUAAAAGUUAUUUUUGCUGUCUAAUGUAUAAAACAUGAUUUUUUUGUAAAUAAAAAUAUUAUCUAUCUGAUCUCACAAUGUUUUAUGACUUAAAUGUUUAAAACAGCAUAAAAUGUAGUACACAGCAAUAAUUUGCUACAUUUGCCAAAACACAGAGGCUUAAUGACCAACUGCAUAUAUAAUUAUCUACAUCAAACUUAUAUGUAUUUUAACUUGAAGUCAACUUAAUCAUUCUAGAGGAAACAUGUUGCCCCUAUUACAAAUACUUAACAACUAAUGCUUCAAGUUUGACUUUGAGUGUUAGUGCUUUGGAUAUCAGUAGAUCAUUAAAGCACAGUAUGUCUUUAAGGAUAUAGUUUAGUCAUGUAACAAUCAUAGACAACAUCCCAAGAAAAAAUAAGGCCAUCUGAACUUUCCAAGAAAAUAAAUAUUAAAGAAAACCCAGAGAAUCAUCAAUGAUAUGAUGCUCAGCUUUUCAUUUUGUCUCAUUGUUGAAAUACAAAACUAUUGAAGCCGUUCAUGUACUUUUGCCAUAAUACAGUGGGGGAAAAAUAUUUUUUGAUCCCCUGCUGGUUUUGUACGUUUGCCCACUGACAAA